CGUUAUCGUCGACCAGUCCGUCGUCGAUCAGAAGCGGAUUAUGAUCCCUGAGAACUUGGUUCGGAAGUUCAAGGAUAAACUCUCUGAUAUUGUCAAACUCAAGCUUCCCAAUGGUUGUGAAUGGGAAGUGCACUUUGAACAGUCAAAGGACAAGGCCUGGUUUGAUGAUGGUUUGGACAGUUUCAUACAGGACAACUCCAUUGGCAUCCACUUCUUCUUGCUCUUCAAAUAUGCAGAAAACUCGCAUUUUAAUGUCCAUGUGUUUGACCUAACCACAACCGAGAUUGAUUAUCCUAGCAAAACCAGCAGUUCUGGCAAAACACCGGACACCAUGAGUGGCAAUUGAGUUGGUGGUGAGAGUGUUAGUAGCGGGAGGGAAUGCUCUUUCUCUCUUAUGCGGCACAAACUGAGGUUGCAAAACUGAAGGAGAAGAGUGUGUGACAUAGAGCUACCAUGUCAAUCUAGUGCCAUCCAUGAUUGACAUGGUAUGAUUUGUGCACAUUCACUCCCUACUUUGGAGUGAGAUAUACUGGAUUUGUUUGGUUUGAUUAUUUCAUUCUAGGUGUUGGGAUUAUUAUAAUUGCUAGGGGAUAGCUAAAGAGGAAUCAAGGAGUAGCUGUUGUGUAAUUGAAAGAAUUAGUGCAGAGUCCAGACCAACUUCAAGUCCAUUGUUAGGAAUUAACUUGGGACUCAAAUCAUUUAGAAGCCAGUGGUGUUGGAUUUCAAACAGUAUUGAAACAUUACAAGUACACUUUUUGUAAGAAUCAAAUCAGCUAAAAAGUGUUGGCG
Messenger RNA from Cuscuta europaea, 789 nucleotides. Lineage: Eukaryota; Viridiplantae; Streptophyta; Magnoliopsida; Solanales; Convolvulaceae. The record is from the annotation of a GenBank genome assembly.